Molecule: messenger RNA, 1101 nt
Organism: Aspergillus mulundensis
Lineage: Eukaryota; Fungi; Ascomycota; Eurotiomycetes; Eurotiales; Aspergillaceae
Exons: 1
Coding region: 1-1101 (366 amino acids)
Source: RefSeq, a predicted model, not a curated record
AUGUCCAUCUACGAACGCAUAUCCAGUGUAAGCGAUCGACACAGCCAGAUCCUGUCGGAGCUCGGAACUAUCGGCAAUGCGCCCGACGAUCUCAAGUCUCAUCGAGCUUUUCUGUCGGAUCUGCAGCGGCAGCUGGCAAGGACAAACCGCAGCUUGGAGGAGGUCGGGAAAUACACACAGGUCGAGCGCGAGAGGCAUGAAAAGUACCGCGACAGUACCAUCCGGCGCCUGAUGUAUAGGGCGACCGGCAAAGGAGCCGUCUUUGAAGAAAAAGCAGAUCAAGAAAUGAAGGAUUACUACAGCGCGCUCGAGAAGGAGAACAAGAUGAAAGGAGAGAAGGAGAUGCUGGACGCCCAAGUCCGCGAGGCUACAGAUGAACAGAAGGAUCUCCAGGCCGCUGCCACCCAGUGCGCUCGGCUGCAGGAUGAACUGGACACCAUGUACAAACGCCUGUUCGAAGGGCCGACCUCCGAGUUCCCCGAAGAGGACGAGCAGGAGAAUGCCACCAAAGCCGCCGAGAUCCACCAUCGCGAGAUAAAAAGGCAACUCAAUGGUACCGCAAAAGCAGCGCAAUGCCUAUCCAGAGCCCAGAUUCCCAUGAAGGAAGCCUUGGCGCAUAUCUUCCAAGCCCGCCAUGCAUGCGAGACCGACAUGUAUGGCUUCGGAGGCGCCCUGGCCGACUAUCGCCAACAGAACCAUCUAUCAAAUGCCCAGCAAAAGGUCAGCCAGACGCAACUGCUCGUCUCGCAAGCGAUACAGCUCGAUUCGGACGUACAGCCUCUCCCGCGGAUGGGUAUAGUGCAACUCGACAUGGUCAGCUCGAUCCUCUUCGACAACUUUCUGUUCAACAUGGGCUUCCUGACCAUGAUCCAAAACUCAUACAAUGAAGUGAAAUACGCCGAGGGCUCCCUACUCGGCCAGAUAAGGCAGGCAAAGUCCCGCGAGGACGCCCUGAGAACUCAGUUCCAAGAUGCUGCGAGACGCCUCGAGAGGGCGCGAAAGGACCUGCGGAAGAUCAGAGAGGAGGCCUUCAUACGAGCAGCGGAUCCGCCACCGCCUUAUGUUGAGAAUACGCCUCGUACUAUGCCUGUGGGCGACUGA